Molecule: messenger RNA, 1099 nt
Organism: Meleagris gallopavo (turkey)
Lineage: Eukaryota; Metazoa; Chordata; Aves; Galliformes; Phasianidae
Source: RefSeq, a predicted model, not a curated record
CUGAACUGCUGGAAUUCUGUGGGCAGCCAUUUUGUGUACAUAUGACUGGAUGGUACACGGCCUGCUUUGCGCUAAGCUUGUUUUUCCUUCUUGCUCAGACUGCACAUCCUUUCAAUUUCUUAUUGCCAAGCCAGGACACUGCACUGGGGCAGUGGUGGCUGAUGGGACGGGGCAGUGCUCUGCGUUCCCGCCAGGUGCUCAGCACCUCACAGCACAGCAGCCUGCCCGCCAGCAUGGAGCCGGGCCGUGGCAAGGCGAGGCUGCAUGUGCAGCAUGUUUACAUCCACAGCUUUGGCUCCCACCGCUGUGGAUCUAUCAUCCGCUAUGGCAAGGGCUGCCAGCAGGCUGAGAGGAACGGGGCUGGGAGCCUGCUUUCCCGGCAGAGCCUCACAGACAGGAGCAGGGGGCAGAGGGCUGCCCAGGUGCUGAGGGAAGAGGCUGACCUUGAGAUGAUGGCUGCUGCUGAUGGGGUGCAGGCCACAGGGAGCUGUAGUGGGGUGAAGCACGUCAGUCUGCGCUGUGGUGGCCCUCGAAAGGAAAAGGCUGAUGCCUUUGACUUCCCCUUCCCUUCAAGAAAUGUUGAAAAAGUAAUUAAACGAAAGAAGAAGGAGUCCAAAGUCUGGCUUAAAGUCUGGAAAGUAAUUUCAAAAAUGCUUGAAGAAAAUGAAAAGUUCAGAUAUCGACUGUUGAGUAGCAGUCAGUUCAGUGGAGAAGGCAACAAUGCAAACCAAAGUUCACAGAAGGGCUCCCCCUGGACAGGGAGUCCAUCUUUGGUUGGGUGUAGCAAGAAAAUAAAGGAAGAUUCAGGCCAAAAGGAAAUAUAAAACUACUGAAAUUGUUUUCAUCUAGAUCUUACUAAAAUUAGUGAGAAGACUACAAAUGAUUUGGAUGAACACUGUUUCUCUGUUGUUUGUUUGGCAUAUAUGUUUCUGCUGUUCAAUAGGUUUGUUUUUAGAGAGGCUUAAAUAGCUUGUUGCAAGAUAUUUGAACUCAUUAAGUCUGAUAUUUCACUUAGUUAUUAGUUUUUGAAAGCUUUUUAGUGAGCAUAGUAUUGUGACAGUUUGCUUGUAAAAGAAUAAAGGCACACAUUUAGUGUUGA